AUGUGCUGCACAAGGGGACCAAUCACCUUCGUGCUCGCUUCCCAUUGGCCAGGACGAAAUGAUCCCCCUAAUCGCUCAUCCAACCCCUCUUCUUUUCCCAUGGCGAGGCGGAUAGGACACCCCUACCAGAACCGGACACCUCCCAAGAGGAAGAAGCCGAGGACCUCCUUCACCCGCCUCCAGAUCGCCGAGCUGGAGAAGAGGUUUCACAAGCAGAAGUACCUCGCUUCGGCGGAGCGGGCUCAGCUCGCCAAGUCCCUCAAGAUGACCGACGCCCAGGUCAAGACAUGGUUCCAGAACAGGAGGACCAAAUGGAGGUGA
Molecule: messenger RNA, 321 nt
Organism: Nezara viridula (southern green stink bug)
Lineage: Eukaryota; Metazoa; Arthropoda; Insecta; Hemiptera; Pentatomidae
Source: the annotation of a GenBank genome assembly